UCGCCCUGCUGCUGGGUCAGCUAACGGUGAUUGGCCGCGGAGCGGCCUGACCGCGCAGGCGCACGGAGUCAGGCAGGUUUCUCCUGACCCGACAGCGCCCCGGACACCGCUAUGCCCGAGGGCAAGUCCCCGCUCCGGGAGGUGCUGCCCAAGCAAGGGCAACUGUCAGUAGAGGAUGUGGCUACCAUGGUAUUAUGCAAGCCAAAAUUGUUGCCUUUAAAAUCUGUUACCCUAGAAAAGCUAGAGAAAAUGCAGCGAGACGCACAGGAAACAGUUCGCCAACAAGAAAUGGCACAAAGGGAGCAUCAGCAACAAAGCCAGCAAUAGAGUGCAAAAUGAUUCACCCCUUUUAAGAAAUAUUUUACCUAAAUACUGUAUCUUAAUCUAGUCAUUUGCUGUACAGUUACUAAAAAAAGAGUUCAGAAAUGGUAGAAGUCCCUUCUAAGCUUUCUUAGUUGGUGUCUUUUAUUGUACAUAUUACAUAUUACAAAUGUCUAUAGAUUUUGCU
This is a messenger RNA of Pelodiscus sinensis (Chinese soft-shelled turtle), 508 nucleotides long. It is a transcript of the gene BBIP1, whose product is annotated as BBSome interacting protein 1. Gene Ontology annotation, biological process: receptor localization to non-motile cilium; cilium assembly. The record is from RefSeq and is a predicted model, not a curated record. Gene Ontology annotation, cellular component: BBSome. Lineage: Eukaryota; Metazoa; Chordata; Testudines; Trionychidae.